Otolemur garnettii (small-eared galago) is the source of this 2872-nucleotide messenger RNA. It is a transcript of the gene SPIDR, whose product is annotated as scaffolding protein involved in DNA repair. Gene Ontology annotation, cellular component: nucleoplasm; nuclear chromosome. Gene Ontology annotation, biological process: double-strand break repair via homologous recombination; regulation of establishment of protein localization to chromosome. NCBI's taxonomy places the organism in Eukaryota, Metazoa, Chordata, Mammalia, Primates, Galagidae. The record is from RefSeq and is a predicted model, not a curated record.
CUGAGGGGUGGUGAUGGGAGAUGUCCCGCAGCAGCUGUGCCAAGAGAAAAAGGAAUUGGGAUAUAGAGUACCCAUUGUUUCCAGGAGAGAGGCCACAGCAGGUCAGAAGAGCAGAUCUCAAGACAGCAGCGGCAGCUGCCUCCCUCUCUGAAGCAUGGCUCAGGUGUGGAGAAGGAUUUCAGGACACCUUCGGGACUCUGUCAUUCACAGCUGAAAAGAAGACUGUUACAGAAAAUCACCUCGAAUUAUUCCCUAGAUCUAAGAAAGAAACUACCACAUCUCAGAGUACCAGUGGACUUACGGAUAUAGCAUGGAGUUCCAGUGGAAGUGAUUUGUCAGAUGAGGAUAAGACACUUUCUGAACCACAGAGAGAUAAUGAACAUGGCUCCAGAAUAGGCAGUUUUUGUAACAGGAAAAUUUUAUGUCCAGAAGAUGGGGCCAGUGAAGAUGAAUUACAGUUUAUUGACUGGGAGUUUGACAGUGACAGGGAAGAUGCUAGUGCCUGUAAUGAAUGUGAAGAUGGAGAGGGUGCUGUGGACAUCUCCGACUGUGCUUCGUAUGCAAGUAGUCAUUCUUUGACAAUUGAUGAGAAGCUGUCUGAACUUCCCAAGCCAAGUUCUACAGAAAUUUUGGAGUAUUCAUCAGAUAGUGAAAAUGAAGAUGACUCAGAGAAUAUCCUAUUUAUUGAUUCAGAAUCCCCUCACAAAUACCACAUGGAGUUUGGGUCAGAUGCAAGAUGGGUUACAGAGAAACUCGGAGACCCAAAGGCAAGCUCAGCAAAGACCAUUUUGUGUUCACCCCAGAAACAGAUUACUAAGUUUCCCAAGACUCCAGAAAAUUCAGCAAAGAAGAAGUUUUUAAGAGGCGGGCUAGCAGAAAGAUUAAAUGGACUGCAGAAUCGGGAGAGAUCUGCCGUCUCUUUGUGGAGACAUCAGUGUGUUUCUUACCAAAAGACACUUUCAGGUAGAAAAUCUGGUGUAUUAACUGUGAGAAUUCUAGAGCUGCACGAGGAAUGCACCAUGCACAUUGCCAUGUGUGAGCUGUUAGCCGAGCCAUCAGCUGCUAGCCCUUCAGGAGGUGUGGCCUCCAUGCCUGCAACCCACCUGAGAGUUCUCUUCACCAAGGAGACUGCAGGCUACCUCAGGGGACAUCCCCAGGACAUUGUCCACAUCUUCCCUCCCUGGCAAAAGCUUAUUAUCCCAGAUGGAAGUUGCCCUACUAUUCUGAAUACUUACUUUUGUCAGAAGAUUGUUGCCAAAGGAGUUUCAGAAACAACUCGUGAAGUAUACUGUCAGGAUGUACCCACUCCAAGAAGAAGCAUCUCUUUGGCCCAGAUAUUUAGAAUUCAGAGUCUAACAAAUAAGUCACCUGAUAGCCAGGUUGUAUGUAGCGGGGUGGCCACCAAAGGGACAGACCAGACCCAUGAGUCCAUCCAAGCCAGUGCUCCCUUGAGAGACUCUCUCCUGGGCAUGGUGGAAAGCCAGGGAGCCAGGGUCCAAGUGGUGGUGCAGAAGAUGUACUCCCUCCGCGGCAGGGACAGCGCCAGGACCCCGAAGGGGGACAGCUUGGGGCACACAGACCCACCUGGAGCUCGGGUCUAUCUUCUGGUGCAAGAAGAUAGAAUGUUUGGUGAAGUACACUUGGAGGCCUCCAUCUUGAAGGGAAGACAGUUGGAAGGGAAGUCCUACAACCUGGUGGGAAUGAAGGUCCUACAGAAGGCUGCCAGAGGAAGGACAGAGGGGCUUUUCAAUUUGAUUGACUCCCUGUGGCCCCCAGCGAUACUGCUGAAAGCACCUGGCCAUGGACAGUCUUAUGAAGAGGUAAAAACUCAUCUGCCUCUUCCUACCCUUUGUUACAUCCUCAUGGUUCCUCUAGUUCUGGGAUGAAUUGAUAUAAUUGACAAAGCCCCCAUUUCUAAGCUUUAUCAGCCACCAAUUACCCGCUGCUUAAGAGAGAUUCUCCAGGUAAAUGAUCUUGGUACCCAUUGCAGCUUCUAUGCCAGGGUGAUAUAUCAAAGACCACAGCUGAAGAGUUUGCUUCUUCUGGAACAAAGGGAGAUUUGGCUGCAGGCGACUGACAUCACUCUGCAAACAAGGGAUAAGAGUGAGCCCGGGCUCCCCAGAACCCUGCCAAUCUGCGUGUCCCCCUCGUGCGUGCUGGGGCCAGAAGUCUUGGCAUCAUUCACUGUGGCUGCACCUCAGGGCACCCUCUUCAGGGAUGCUCUCUGAUACCAGGGUUGAAUUGUUUGUGUUGAGCGGACUGUCUUCUUGCUUCAAAAGCCCCUUUUGUGCAUGGCCUCUGGUGCUUGCCCCUGCGAGCUGACUGGCCCAGUGAUGCUCAACCAGCUGGGCUCUAUCACACCCGCCAACUCCAUUUGCAGUGUUCAAGGCACUGUGGUUAGUGUGGAUGAGAACACGGCUUUCUCCUGGCCUGCGUGUGACCAGUGUGGCGAUGGGAGAUUGGAACAGAGGCCAGAGGACAGAGGCACCCUUUCCUGUGGGAGCUGUUCUCGGCGUUCUCCUGUUCUCAAGGGGCACCUACAAGUCUUCCUGAACUACCCCUUGAUCACCCAGUGCAGAGUGAAGGUCAAGAUAGGUGCUUGCACCCUGCCGUCACAGUGCUGCAUUUCUUCUCUGCUAAGGACUGCUGCAGGCCCAGAUGGGAGUUAUGAAGUGAAGAGUGUCCUCAGGAAGGAGGUGGGGUUGCUGAGUUGUUUUGUCCAGUCCUUCACCAGUCACCCAACAAACUGCAUUGGAUUGGAGGAAACAGAGCUGCUGAGUGCUGGAGGCACCUCUGCAGAACUGCAGUUGCCACAGGAGUGGUGAACUUUGCAGUGUGGCUGUAAGGGCGGUGGUGGUAAUUUGGGGCCUAG